AUGACGUGCCCUCGCCCACCCGUCAGCCGCUCCAUUCUCGCCCUGAUCCUCGGACUCUGCAUGCUCUUAUCCUACACCUACCCCUCCCUCGUCUCCACGCUCACCAGCGGAGCACACAAUCUCACACUCACACCCGCCCCCUGGAACGCAACAAGGCAGCAAAACGACAUCCGCAUAGCGAAAGCAACGAUCCACUACGAUCGAUCUAACGCGCUAUACAGUCAAGCCCUCGCCCUCCACGAAGGGCACAACAAGCAAUUCGGAUAUGAAAUGCACGUCCUCCGUCGCCGAAUCGUGCGUGGCGCACUGAACAGACUCCUCUUCGUACAGCAGCUCAUUAUCACUGAACUGCAGAAGCGCGAGGAGGAAAGGGUGGAGUGGAUCAUGUACUUUGACCCGGACGUCGUGCUGUGGAAUGAGCGGAUUCCACUGCAGGUAUAUCUUCCGCCAGUGGAAGACGUAGAGACGUUCAAGACAGUAGAGAUUGUGGGGAUGCGAUUUGGGGGGAGAGCUUUGAGACUGAAUGUGUUCCUCAUGCGAGUGAGUGCUGGGUCGGUGGAGCUGUUGACGCUGGCGAUGGCGCGGGUACUCGAGUCCAAAUCCGACCGAGACGGCGAUGACGCAGCCGUGGAUGCCGCAGCUAUAGCUCUGCAGGCCAUCUUGGACCAGGAUCAGCAUCGCGACAAGGCCGUUUACCAGUCCCCGUGGUGGUAUGACAAUCAGGGACCUCUUACCGGCGAGAGCGGCUUCUUGAGCCAUAUGAAGGGAGCACUCGGUAUAAUACAUCAUAUGGCUAAGAAGCCGGAAAGGUCGAAGGAUCGUUCGCCAUUCCCGCGGCCUGACGAGUGGCACAUGUUCUGGAGUAGUCACACGGAAGCGAGGAAAGUGCUUGGUGAGGCAAAGGAUAGGGGACAUACGGCGGAGAUGGGGGAGUUGAAGGAGCUUGUCAGGGAUGUGAGACUGUGGUUGGCUUCGGGGACUUCAGAUGCGAAGGAGCUGAUGUGGAGGGUUGAGGCGCUGAAGGAGAGACUGGAGAUUGACACUGGGGAUGUGGAGCAAGAUGUAUGGUAUGAGACUCGACGAGAUGCCUCGAACGAGGGACCUAAAUAG
Messenger RNA from Cucurbitaria berberidis CBS 394.84, 1110 nucleotides. RefSeq names its product glycosyltransferase family 34 protein. The record is from RefSeq and is a predicted model, not a curated record. The transcript has 2 exons. NCBI's taxonomy places the organism in Eukaryota, Fungi, Ascomycota, Dothideomycetes, Pleosporales, Cucurbitariaceae. Bases 1 to 1110 code for a protein of 369 amino acids.